AUGAGCUCUAACUCAUUUAGGGAGAACUGCACAGCAGUGCUAGCAGCCCUUUCUUUCCUACUUCUUCCCUACUACAUAACAACUACAUCCAAAGAAUUCUUACUUUGGAUUGCUAUUUCGUGCUUCACAAAUUGGUGCCUCAAGCUUGUCGUCAACAUCGGCGAUGCAAAGUCCCAGGAACGUUCUCGUUGGAAGCCUUCUGGAGUACUAGAUUUGCUCCGCGGUUACCCUCCUUUAAAAGCGAACGAGAUCCGAAUUCUGGUUCUCUACCCAUCCAAAGACAGAACAGCGCCGCUACAAGGACGGUUCGAGAUUUACGAUCUCGACAAUGGUAGCGACACCAGCGGCAAGGCUGACCAAAAUGGGUACGAGGCAAUGUUCAACACCAAAUUCCCUUCUCACCCUAUGGAAUUCAUGGUCAUAGGGUUUAAAGUUGUCUUAAUCCCUUUUCAUCUGCAACGUGCACUUCUCUGGUUGCGCCAUACGCAUGAAGAGAGGCGGCUGUGGAUCGAUGCCAUUUGCGUCAAGAUGCCUGAAAGAAUUACACAUACUCAGCUGUUCCCCCAAAUCUACAAACGCGCUACGAAAGCCAUUGCGUGGACAGGUGAA
This is a messenger RNA of Bipolaris oryzae ATCC 44560, 609 nucleotides long. RefSeq lists its product as uncharacterized. NCBI's taxonomy places the organism in Eukaryota, Fungi, Ascomycota, Dothideomycetes, Pleosporales, Pleosporaceae. The record is from RefSeq and is a predicted model, not a curated record. The annotation marks the transcript as partial. The transcript has a single exon.